GUUUCAAAACUAAUAAACAAAAUAAUUCCAAAUAGUGUUUUUAGGCUGAUAUUACUACUACUUAAAAGAAAAAAAGAACAUAAAAAUAGAGCCCAUAUUUUGCUCUGCCAUUCCCAAAGCCGAUUCUCUUUGGAAAUUUGGUAGAAGAAGUGGUAGUGGAGCAGCUGAACCUAACAUCAUCAUCAUCCAUGGCGGCACCGAUCUGGCUAUGGGCUUUCUCUGUAGCCCUAACUCUGGUUCCGUCUGUUUUUGGAAACUCUGAAGGAGAUGCUCUUUACACGUUGAGAAAAAGUUUGACCGAUCCAGAUAACAUACUCCAGAGCUGGGAUCCGAACCUUGUUAAUCCUUGUACUUGGUUUCACAUCACUUGUAACCAAAAUAAUCGAGUCACUCGAGUAGAUUUAGGUAAUUCUAACCUGUCUGGACAUUUGGUACCUGAGCUUGGGAAGCUUGAGCAUUUGCAGUAUCUGGAGCUUUACAAAAAUAACAUCCAGGGAACCAUCCCAACUGAACUUGGGAACUUGAAGAGCCUCAUUAGUUUGGACCUAUAUAACAACAACAUCUCAGGGACCAUUCCUCCUUCACUAGGGAAAUUGAAGUCUCUUGUAUUUUUACGGCUUAAUGACAACAAAUUAACUGGACCAAUCCCUAGGGAACUUGCCGGUAUUUCAAGCCUCAAAGUUGUUGACGUCUCAAACAAUGACUUGUGUGGAACAAUUCCUACCAGUGGACCAUUUGAGCACAUUCCUUUGAACAACUUUGAGAAAAACCCUCGACUGGAAGGUCCUGAGCUGCUGGGGCUUGCAAGCUAUGACACAAACUGCUCGUAAAGGACAUGUUGACGCUAUAAAGCUUCGAAUUAGAUAUGAAUCCGCAUGGUUUGAAGUAAUAUGUAAAUCUGUAUACCAGCUCGACUGUAUUAGCAUCUGUAACUCAAUUACCCUACUCCUAAAAUGUUGAAGACGACUAGUAUUGGUGAAUGUAACGGUAGCGACAAGUUCCCUUGUGGUGUGCA
Molecule: messenger RNA, 1015 nt
Organism: Gossypium raimondii (Peruvian cotton)
Lineage: Eukaryota; Viridiplantae; Streptophyta; Magnoliopsida; Malvales; Malvaceae
Product: leucine-rich repeat protein 1
Exons: 7
Coding region: 189-830 (213 amino acids)
Molecular function (GO): protein binding
Source: RefSeq, a predicted model, not a curated record